AUGGAGAAACACUCCUCAGCACGAUUAGAAGCUGACAUCUUGAAGGAAGAAGAUUCUGUGAGCUUACCUUGCCUGAGAGCUCUAGAACAAUUCUCUGAACUUAGUAAUAACUCAUUUCUUGAGAACUUGAAUUUAAGUGAUGGAGAAAAUGAUAGAAUACAACUUAGAGAUUCCGAAAGUGGUGAUAAAAUAUACAGAUGCAUAAUAGGGACAAAGCCUAAAGUUCUUCCAAGACUUAAUCCAAAAGCCAGCUAUAAUUUAGGGAUAUGGAAAGAGGAAGGUGACAUUCAUUACGACUUAGAAGAAACUUUGGAUAGCUUCUCGUAUUUGAAUAUUCAGGAAGCUAAUAUAUCACACGAGCCUCAAUAUCCGAGCCCAACAAGUAGACUUGUUAUUUUUAGAAUUGUUUAGAUUUUGUGUAAAUCUUUGAAUACUUUAAUAUUAUAUCAUUUUGUAAUUAACGAAAGGCAGUUUAACCUCCUUAUGAAUAAUCUUUAUCUAAUAAACAAAGCUAGUUUUACAGACUGCUACAUCCACAUUAAACCAAAAAAAGCUAAAUUUCCAAUCCAAAUCUUCUUUAAAACACCUCACUUUCCUGAACCCCGAAACCCAAAACACCCCUACUGAAUCUACAAAGACCAGCACUCCAAAAUUCUCCUCACCACAAUCUCCCAAAGCCCUCUAUCCAAAUCCCUGCAAUCCUUCACCCUCAACAGUUCCAACCCCGUUUCCCACUUCAGCACUCUCAGGACUUCACUCUCUUUGACCCACAUCAAAUUUGUGAUCCGCAGAAUGCACAAAAGCUGACCG
Moneuplotes crassus is the source of this 810-nucleotide messenger RNA. The record is from the annotation of a GenBank genome assembly. Lineage: Eukaryota; Ciliophora; Spirotrichea; Euplotida; Euplotidae.